AUGAAAGACACAUAACCAAAUUUAUGGUGGUUGAUAUUUAUCGAAAAAUUUAAUAAAUUUGGGGUUGUUUGGACGCUAUCUUUCCAAAUAUGUGAUUAAUUCAGUAUUUCGAUGGCGACUUCGGAAAAUGAGGGUAGCUUAAAUCAGUACACCGUCGAGGAAAUCAACUACAAUGAAAUUCAGAAACUUGAGGCAGUCGGUGAGGGGAGUUUUGGCGUAGUUUAUAAGGGAAUCUGGCGCGAUGCGUACGUAGCGGUUAAAAACAUUGUCUCUGAGAAUGACAAAGACGCUUUUAUUGUGGAAGUCCGACAAUUAUCAAGAGUCAAACAUGAGAAUAUUGUCAAGUUGUAUGGGGCUUGUACCAAAGCCCCCAAUAUCUGCCUUGUAAUGGAAUAUGCCGAAGGGGGUUCUCUCUUUAAUAUUUUACACCAUGCACCUAAUGUACAUUACACAAUGGCUAAUGCCAUGGCCUGGCUUUACCAAUGUGCUAAAGGAGUUGAAUACUUACAUGGCAUGAAACCCAAACCUUUAAUCCAUCGAGACCUCAAACCCCCCAAUUUACUUCUAAUUAACGGGGGCACCUUAUUAAAAAUUUGUGAUUUUGGUACUGCUACUGAUAUGACAGCUAUCAUGACCAACAAUAAAGGGUCAGCUGCAUGGAUGGCCCCUGAGGUGUUUGAGACAUCAAAUUAUACUGAAAAGUGUGACGUAUUUAGUUGGGGCAUAAUACUCUGGGAAGUUUUAUCAAGACUUAAACCAUUCUUCCAUAUUAAAGAGUCAGGUUAUCCUUCAGCUUUUAUGAUCUUGUGGGCAAAACACAACGGAGCGAGGCCCCCUCUAAUCAGGAAUUGUCCCCCAAUAAUUGAAAAGUUGAUGACACAGUGCUGGGAUCAGGAGGCGGCCAAAAGACCGAGCAUGCAAGAGAUUGUGAAAAAAAUGGAAGUCAUUUGUUCCUUGCUUCCGGGUGCCGAGGAGCCAUUGCAAAUCAUCGACGGAGAUGACGUUGUUUAUGAGGAAAUUGAAGAAUAUGAGGAUUGUGUGGAAGAAGUAGACCAGUUUCCUGUUAGUACCAACGGCGACAACUGUGUGAAGUCGUUGCCCCAACCUAGUGCCGAAAUGUGUCAACCCCUCAGUUUAAAAAUAAGCCCUGAUGCGUGGGAUUUAAAGGAUGUCGACAUGCAGCUAAGAACCAUGCCCGGGUUUGAUAAGAUGGUACCAAAAAACGGUUCCAAAAACACAACGGUAGAAGCAGGCAUAGAAAGCACCAAGUCGACACCUGACGGCACCGAUCCCGAUUUAGAUAAAAUGUACCUUUUAUUAGAACCACAUUUACGACCUGCCACUCCAGAUGCCGACAAUCCGCAAUCAAUGGCGCUAUUUGAAGAACACAAGCAAUUGGCUCAGGAGUAUUUCAAGGUCCAAACUGAGCUCGCGUAUGUUUCGCAAAAGAAAAAUAAGCUAUUAGCGGCGCAAUCUCAAGAACAACAACAACACACCAAACUUCUCAAAGACUUGCAAGCGGAGAAAGAGUCCUUAGUCCUAGUGAGAGAGUUGCUAAGUCGGCAAAGAGAAAACAAUAACGCGGCGAGAAAUAACAUUGAUAACUGGGUUUUGGUACCCAGAGAUGGUACUAACACGGACUGACUUAUUUAUUACCUCGACUUUCAUUUUCCUCACCCUUCAUUGUUUAUUUAUCAGAGUGUUUUUAUAGGAUUAAGCUCAAUUUUUAUAUGUGUAUAUGUAAAUAAAGUUGGUUAUUUAUAA
Molecule: messenger RNA, 1764 nt
Organism: Tribolium madens (black flour beetle)
Lineage: Eukaryota; Metazoa; Arthropoda; Insecta; Coleoptera; Tenebrionidae
Product: mitogen-activated protein kinase kinase kinase 7-like
Exons: 8
Coding region: 112-1644 (510 amino acids)
Biological process (GO): positive regulation of canonical NF-kappaB signal transduction; protein phosphorylation; JNK cascade
Molecular function (GO): ATP binding; MAP kinase kinase kinase activity; magnesium ion binding
Source: RefSeq, a predicted model, not a curated record